CUCUACCCUGACACUAGUGACAGAAGAUCCCUCCCAGAAUCCUCCGCGCCUCCAUAGCAACACUUCCUGGGGUCGCCCCGGCAAGAUCAGCUGUCCCUAUGAAAGGUAGUGGGGGCCAUAUCUUAUUUUUCUAUGGGACCCUAUGAAUUAUAUUUACGCCUCUGUAGAAGCCCCAAAUGUAAUAAUCCUAAAGGGGUAUUCCACUGAAGAAACACACCGAUUUCCUGCCGUGUUGUGACAGGAAUAGGAGGUGGAUUGCUUUAGGAACCCCGGCACUGUUGGAACGACAGCGGUGGGAGGAAAACAACCAAUCACAGACUCCUUUCUACAAGAUAGACCCCAGAGCUGAUCAUCUAAGGAUGGAGAAGAACAAGAGCGCCAUAAAAGAGCAAAUAUUAAACCUCACACUUGAGAUCCUCUAUAUGCUAACUGGAGAGGCCCAUAUCUAUACUGAGGUCUCUUGCCUCUCUACAGGAUUAUAUUAUUGUGAAGAAGCCAGGUGGACAUGCCACACACAACAACAGACUUCAGGUCGUAGAAGGGAUUUGUAGAACUCUGGGAAAUGUUUUACUGACUCCACCUCACUCUGUGACACCUCAAGAGGACAAUGAACAGAAGAUCCUAGAACUGACCAACAAAAUCAUUGAGCUGCUGACUGGUGAGGUUUCUAUAAGAUGUCAGGAUGUCACUGUCUGUUUCUCAAUGGAGGAGUGGGAAUAUAUAGAAAGACACAAGGAUCUCUACAAAGACAUCCUGAUGGAGAACAGACAAAAUAUUGUAUUACCAGAUGGCCCCGAUUGCAAAAAUAGUAUUUUCCGUAAUUUAACUCCAGAAUAUCUAAAUGGAGAUGACAUAGCUAUGGAAACUGAAUCUGAGACUGAAAGUUUAAAAAUACAUAGCCCUCUAGAUAUACAAACGUUUUCAAGAGAAGUCACUACCGGAAAAAUAUCUGGAUACGAAAAUAGAAAUAUCAGUCAUGUAGAGGAUCUACACUAUUCCUCUAUUCAUAUUAAGGAGGAACCAUGUGAUGUCUCAUGGGAUGGAGCAAAUCUCCCAAAUACUACUGACCCAACUGUUCAAUUUCAUUCUGUUCAUAUUAAGGAGGAACCAGUCUCAGAUGAUGAAGAAAACUCCACAGACUCCAACAUUUAUACACAACAUGCUUAUCUCCAUAGUAUGGAGGGACCAAUCUCAUGUGGUGGACGAGAUCUCACUCUACCCAAUGUUUAUACAUCCACAGAUCCCUCACAGUAUCCAUAUACUCAUAAUAUUCAGGAACCAUUCUCAUGUGAUAGAGGUAAGCUCGCAGAACCCGACAGUUAUAGGCCCACUGACCAUAUGCAUCAGCAUUCAACUAAUUAUAUUAUGGAGGAACCAGCCUCAUCCAACAACGAAGACCACUACGACACCAACUUUAGUACACAGUACCUGCCUGUUCAAAUUAAGGAGGAACCAGUCUCAGGUGAAGAUCAUAUACACAUCAAAACACGCAGAUAUCCUUUGAGACAAUCUACAUCUCCUAUUAAGCAAAGGGGACCAGCCUCACACAAAGGAAGAAAACGCAAAAACCUCAAAAAUACUGUUAAAGAGCCUCCAGUUACAUCAACAGAUUCAGGUGAAACAGAUGUUGAGAAUGAGAAAAACAGUUCUUCUGUCUACUCAGUCCGUCAAAGUGCCAACACAAUGGAGAUUCUGUAUCACUGUCCCAGUUGCCAUAAAGGCUUUUACAGUAACUUGGAUCUUGCUCGACAUCAAGUCAUUCACACCGUAGAUAAAUUCUUUAUAUGUUCCUUAUGUGGGAAAAGCUUCACAGAGAUGUCAUUCCUUGUGAAACACCAGGUCAUUCACACAGACUUGAAGUUGUGUGUGUGCCAGGUGUGCGGAGGAUGUUUCUACAGUGAAACGUCACUCGCAAAACACGAGAAAAGUCACUCGUUACCUAUGUACUGCUCCACGUGUGGCAGGUGCUUUUUCAGUAAGACAGAGUUGGAAAUGCACAAGCGGAAGCACACGGGCGAGAGACCCUACAGCUGUCACAUGUGUGGAAAACAUUUUAUUGCCAAAUCUGUUCUCAACAAACACAUGUUAACACAUACCCAAUCAGAACAGUCUAAAUGAUGUGGGCUUGAGGUCACUAAGGAUAUCCAUCUGGUAAAAACUGAUAGUAUCUUGACUUGGUCCAAUAUUAGUAAGUGAGAUUGUUGAUGUUUAUGUGGGCCAACGAUGAACAAACCACUGGAAUGCACCCCAAUUUUUAUCCUGUCUGAAAUUUUCGUUAAAGGUGUUGUCCAGGACACUUAUAUUGAUGGCCUGUCCUUAGGAUAGUCCAUCGAUAUUAGAUUGGCAGGGUCCAACUUCCAGAACCCCUGCCGAUUUAGAUGUUUAAUAGUAGCUCUGGAAAUAAGUGGCAGAACUACAAAGUUCCAUCCACUGGGCAAUGGCUGGAGCUGGUUACUGCACUGCUUCUCCCAUUGAAGUGAAUGAAAGCAGUAACCACUCCAUCCAGAGAUUUUUAGUACCACCACCUAUCUUCGGCAACAAAGCUACUGCUGAACAGCUGAUUGUCAGGGGUUCUGGAAGUCAGACCCCCACCGAUAUUGAUGUCCUCACCUAAGGAUAGGCCGUCAAUAUUAAAGUCCCGGACAACCCCUUUAACUAAAAUCGUGGGUCUUCAAUUUCAAGUUUAGGUCAGGAGAAAACUACUACUGCAUGGCCUGCUCACCUGUCUCCAUAACUCCGGCCACGGUGGCCACUGCAUAGGAUGCGUAUUCCCAUCUCAGCUAUAAACUGCAGAGAUGGGAUUACCCCUCUAAGACCUCAAGAAAGUUUAACAAGACUGCAUUUGGUUUCCUUUGCUCUGGAAGUAUCCCCAGAUACUGUUGUGUUUGAUGAAGGUCUCUUCUGAGCUCUAUGGCUUUUGUUAGCGUAUGAAUUUGUUGGGAUAAGGUAAAGUCAUUUUAAUUGUAGUUUUGAUAUACGAUACAUAAAUAUAUACUAUUGUACGAUCUGGAGCACGGGGUUGUACUCAUUAUUGCUGUUGGGGCCAGCAGCUCCUCUAACUAUAUAAGAUGUAAUCGGGAAGCUAUAAAAUAUUGCUAUGGUGUCACCAGGUGUUAUACGAGGUAUACAGUAUAAUGCACUACUUACCAGUAUGCAAGUUAGCAUGCUGCAGAUCUUGCCUUCUUCUUGCAUCUCUACCAAUUUUCCACUUCAUCAGGUCUU
Messenger RNA from Bufo bufo (common toad), 3222 nucleotides. Its product is annotated as oocyte zinc finger protein XlCOF8.4-like. The transcript is spliced from 6 exons. The record is from RefSeq and is a predicted model, not a curated record. Lineage: Eukaryota; Metazoa; Chordata; Amphibia; Anura; Bufonidae. The coding region runs from base 703 to 2118 and encodes 471 amino acids. Gene Ontology annotation, molecular function: DNA-binding transcription repressor activity, RNA polymerase II-specific. Gene Ontology annotation, biological process: negative regulation of transcription by RNA polymerase II.